Messenger RNA from Zingiber officinale, 2393 nucleotides. RefSeq names its product serine/threonine protein phosphatase 2A 57 kDa regulatory subunit B' theta isoform-like. Gene Ontology annotation, biological process: signal transduction. Bases 520 to 2046 code for a protein of 508 amino acids. Lineage: Eukaryota; Viridiplantae; Streptophyta; Magnoliopsida; Zingiberales; Zingiberaceae. Gene Ontology annotation, cellular component: protein phosphatase type 2A complex. Gene Ontology annotation, molecular function: protein phosphatase regulator activity. The record is from RefSeq and is a predicted model, not a curated record. The transcript has 4 exons.
ACAGUCGCAUGGAGUUGGAAACGAGUGAAGGCAACCGUAAAGAGCGAGACAGGUCUUCUUCUCUCCCUUUCUCGUCGAUCUCAAUUUGAGCCAAAGAGAUAGAGGUCGAUCGAGAGAGUAAUCUGCGCGGAAGAUCCCUCGAUCGGGUGAGCGAGCAAGCGCAAAAAGCGUCGGAUUGACCUAUCGGGACCGCUACCAGAUCGUUUCCAGUCGGCUUUCGACGGCCCGGCGAAUUUGGGGGCGGGGCGUGGAAAAAAAUCGCCGCUGGAUUUCGAGGUCGAUUUAUGCUGUUUGAUCGAGGAGAAAACGAGCUCGGAGAGGUGGUUUUGGAAUCUCAUGAUCAUGGAGAUCGACUAGAAAUCUAUCAAGUACUUCACUAGAUGUCUAACAGAUAAGGCGAAAGGAAGAACAAUGAGCUCACACAAACAUUGGUUAUGAGUUUUUUCCUUUCCCUCUGAAGCACAUCCUUAAGACCUCACACUCUUGUUAUUCUCCGUAUUGAAGAUCUUGCCUUCAAGCAUGCUUAAGCAGAUACUAAGCCGGCUUCCGAAGAAGUCUUCGAAAUCGCUGGACAGUAGUUCUGUUGGUGGACCAAUUCCUCCAUCCUCAUCUAGCAGCUCAAGGAGUGGAGAUUUGCAAGCCAGUAGGUUCGCAAGUCUUGACGGUCAAGUCCCUCCCGGAUCAAGUUCUGGGCUAAAUCAUCUAAACAGGCAUUCGCUACUGGUUAAUUCUAGAUUAGAUGGAAAUUAUGCCAACUAUGAAGCUCUGCCGAGUUUCAAGGAUGUUUCAGCUUUGGAGAGGCAGGGUUUGUUCAUGAGGAAGUUGGAGUUGUGUUGUGUCGUGUUUGACUUUACUGACCCGACGAAGAACUUGAAAGAGAAAGAAAUAAAGCGGCAGACAUUGUUGGAGCUUGUUGAUUAUGUGACUUCAGGAAGUGGAAAGCUACCGGAGAAUGCAAUUCAAGAGGCAACCAGGAUGGUGUCAACCAACUUGUUCAGAAAUCUAGCUCUUCCACCUCGGGAGCACAUGGUUUUAGAAAAAAUCGAUGCUGAAGAAGAAGAACCUGCAAUGGAUCCAGCAUGGCCUCAUUUGCAGGUUGUCUAUGAGUUCUUUCUUCGGUUUGUUGCAUCUCCUGACACUGAUGCUAAGGUAGCAAAAAGGUAUAUAGAUCAUUCCUUUGUUCUUAAGCUCCUUGACCUCUUCGAUUCUGAAGAUCCUAGAGAGAGGGACUAUUUAAAGACGAUACUUCACCGUGUUUAUGGCAAAUUUAUGGUGCAUCGGCCCUUCAUCAGAAAAGCUAUAAACAACAUAUUUUAUCGAUUUAUCUUCGAGACCGAGAAGCACAAUGGGAUCGCAGAACUAUUGGAGAUUUUAGGGAGUAUCAUCAGUGGGUUUGCCUUGCCAUUAAAAGAAGAGCAUAAGCUGUUCCUGGUACGCUCACUAAUCCCACUUCACAAGCCAAGGUGUGUCGCAAUGUAUCAUCAGCAGUUAUCAUAUUGCAUAACACAAUUUAUCGAGAAGGAUUGCAAACUUGCUGAUACUGUUAUAAGAGGUUUAUUGAAAUAUUGGCCAAUUACAAAUAGCACAAAAGAAGUUAUGUUCUUGGGUGAGUUAGAAGAGGUGCUAGAAGCAACACAGCCUGCAGAUUUCCAGCGAUUUAUGGUUCCACUCUUCCAAAAGAUUGCUCGAUGCUUGAAUAGUUCUCACUUCCAGGUGGCAGAAAGGGCAUUGUUUCUUUGGAAUAAUGAGCAUAUCGAGAACUUGAUCAAACAUAAUAUCAAGGUUAUAUUACCUAUCAUCUUUCCUGCUCUGGAGAGAAACUCAAAGAGCCACUGGAACCAAGCUGUUCAGAGUCUCACCCUCAACGUGCGCAAACUAUUAUCCGAUCACGACCCCGAUCUGUUCGCAGAGUGCUUGAAGAAGUUCGAGGAAGAUGAAGCAAAACACAUGGAAAUCGUUUCAAAACGCGAAGCCACUUGGAAGCGCCUCGAAGAAGUUGCUGCUUCGCAUACUACAAACAAGGAAGCGGCAGCUCAACAUACUUGAUCUGACACGGUUGCAGCUCUCGGUAUGGAUGCUGCUUCUACAGAUAAUUUGGCAUUCAGAAAAGUGUAGGGCUGAACUGUGCAUAAUAAGAUGUGCUUAAGAAACAAAAACAAGUUGCAGCAUUGUUCGACAUGCAGGAUUUAAGGGUGGAUCUUAUCUCAUCACUUCCUGUUUUCUGAAUUGUUCAUGGAUCGUUUUGUAUUCUUUUUUUAUAUCGGAGCAGUUUUUAUUUCUUGUAAAUGGACCCUAGUAAAGGUCUCGACUGAUGGUGUGGUUAAGGUCGGUAUUAGUGUUGACAAAUGAGAAGAUACUCUGUUUCUAUUUAAUAAAUUAUAAAGGUUAAGAUA